Molecule: messenger RNA, 1383 nt
Organism: Drosophila rhopaloa
Lineage: Eukaryota; Metazoa; Arthropoda; Insecta; Diptera; Drosophilidae
Product: E3 ubiquitin-protein ligase TM129
Exons: 2
Coding region: 111-1340 (409 amino acids)
Biological process (GO): protein ubiquitination
Cellular component (GO): membrane; endoplasmic reticulum
Molecular function (GO): ubiquitin protein ligase activity
Source: RefSeq, a predicted model, not a curated record
AGCUGCAACAACAACAGCACGGCACAUCAAGAAUAACAACAGCGGGCAAAUAUUUUAUUGGGCACCUCGGGCAGCUUGUUUUCGUCAAAUCCACCAAAAUUAUUCGCAACAUGGACGAGUCGGAACUGCUAUUUAAUCUCUUCUACUUCCUGCUGUGCAUGGUUAUUAUCUACCCCCCGGAAGAGUUCCAGCGUCUGGGCUUCACUAUUGAGCAGUUGUUCGCUCGGUUUCUGGGCGAGGAAUACCUAGACUUUGUGGGAUACCACCUGCGUCGCACCUCCCUGAACCUCUUCGUGCACUCCUGCCUGCCGUUCUCCUACUUUCUCAUCCACAGGCUCAAGUUCUCCGUCUUCGCCACCCAGGAGCCUCUGGAGGAUUCCGAUCUUGACCCAGAUUUCCCGAUGCCCCAGGAGGCGGUGGCGUUCAAAACGCUUACGUGGAAGACCGCUCAGCGGUUUAGCGUGCUGGCCGUUCUGGCCGUGCCCGCCCUCAUCUUCAACUGGCAUCAGCAGAACUGGCGCCGCCACCCGAUAUGCAAGACCCUCUCCAAGUACUCCAACUCGCCGGGCAGCUAUAGUGCCGUGGCCAGCGACAUUGGCACCGAGUUCCGGCGGCCAGAAAUUUACAAAAAGAAGUUGAACUCUAUCAGCACUGUGAUUGCCACGCAGAACUGGAUAAUCAAGACCACUAUGUACAACGUCCAUUUCGCUCAUCAGAGCAACACAUCCCUCAGCGUGGCUAAGGCGGAGACCUACAAUAUAUCUCAUCACGACCAGAACGACACUCUGCAGAUGAUCAGCAUUAUUGUGCGACCAAUGCGACAGGGCGUAAGCGACUUUCACAUACGAAUUAACGCCUUGGAGUUUAGGAACCUAGAGGACCGUGUCCGGCGACCCAUCUCCAUUCCCUCCAACAUCCAGUUUCACCGCAAUGUCAUCGACCGUUUUGUGGACGUGUUCAAGUCGCAAGUCGCUUUAAACCCCAUCUUUCUGGCGGAAGCCUCUACGGAUAAGUGUUUUGCCUGCAUGCUGAACGAACCAAACACCAAGAUCCACAAACAGUGUGCCGACUUGGAUCGCAAUGGCGCUCCCCUUGCCGAAGGAGCGUGCUGCUCCAACUGCUACUGCCGCCCCAUGUGGUGCGUGGAGUGCCUUGCGCGGUGGUUCGCCGCUCGCCAAACCGACGUGGACCGCGAGGUGUGGCUGGAGCAAAAGUGCACUUGCCCCAUGUGUCGGGCCAAGUUUUGUGUGCUCGAUGUCAGCUACAUCAGACCACCAGUCGACAUAAGAGCCCCAUCCCAGUAUCGCGGAGCCGAUCACGAGGCUGACGAUACCACGUGAUUGACGACUGUUAAAGUAACAAUUAAACGACUCUUAAAUCGAA